UGGGGCCCCCGGGCAAUAGGGGAUCAUGAGGCCCCUGUGUCCUUGCCCAAACUCAAAAAAGACUAUGAAAAAGGUACCAGGGGCAUCUCAUGGGGCCCCCUACUGACCCCGGGCCCUCGGGCAGUGCUUGAGUUUCCAAAUGGUCAGUCCGCCCCUGCCCUGUCAGCAGAGACGUUCCUUUUUCACUAUGCUCUGGAGAAAAUCCACUUGCAAAGUGCAAUUUCCUUGCAAUGUGAACAGCCUAUUUUCCCUUUAGUAAAU
Molecule: messenger RNA, 261 nt
Organism: Staurois parvus
Lineage: Eukaryota; Metazoa; Chordata; Amphibia; Anura; Ranidae
Source: the annotation of a GenBank genome assembly